Molecule: messenger RNA, 6025 nt
Organism: Danaus plexippus (monarch butterfly)
Lineage: Eukaryota; Metazoa; Arthropoda; Insecta; Lepidoptera; Nymphalidae
Gene: Gp210
Exons: 30
Coding region: 105-5207 (1700 amino acids)
Cellular component (GO): nuclear pore
Source: RefSeq, a predicted model, not a curated record
CAAACUCAAAACCGUCGUCUGCCCGCGAACCAAAGCGGAGAUUGAGGUUAAUUUUGGAAUUGUAAUAUUCACAAUUUUCUCAUGUAAAACAAAUAAAAGUCAUCAUGAAGAGCCUACGGACUAGUAUUGUCUCCGUGUUGACAUUACUUUCAUUUAUGACUAAUUGUGAAUCUGCCAAAAUAAAUACACCGAGAGUUUUGCUUCCAUGGUUUGAAAAUUUAUAUGUAAACUUUACUUUUGAAAUCAUAGAAGGUGGCUGCUAUUCCUGGAGUUUGUCUCGGGAUGACAUCAUUGAUCUUGUGCCAUUGUACGAAGAUACAUGGGGUCACUGUUCACGAGCUGCACGUGUUUCAGUUUCCAAAACAUGUAUACCGCCGGGUUCAGUAAUUAUACUAGCAGAAGAAGUUAAUACAGGAGAGAUCCUAAGAGGUGAUGUGGAUGUUGAUAUAAUAAGAUCAUUAAAAAUUAUGAGUACAACUCGUAAUUUAUAUUUGGAAGAAGCCCCCGAAGCUUUUGAAGUGGUGGCAUACGAUGACAAAGGAAACAAGUUUUCCUCUCUGGAAGGAAUAAGUUUCACUUGGAAUACUGAAAAUGUGGAUAAUAGUGGAAAUCACCCAUUGAUUACUCUCGUCCAAUGGAAAGACACUGAUUAUGAAGCCCCUCAAGGUAUAGCUGAAUUAGAAGCUCAAGGCCUACAGUCAUAUUCUGUGCUUCUUUAUGGUCAGGCUAUGGGGGAAUCCCAUGUUACGGUGUGUCUUGAUAAAAUAUGUACCGACUUUUAUCUUCAUGUGGUUGCCAGUGUUGUUCUGACUCCGGCAGUGGCUUAUGUUGCCCCCGGUGAUACUUUAAGAUAUAAGGUUGUAAGAGCGCGUGCUGGUCGUCUGACUGUACAAGAUGUGGCCGCCACAAUAUACAGAAUGGAAUUGCCACAAUCUGAUGUUGCCACACUAGAAGACGGCGUAAGCCUUGUCAGAGCUGCAGAAGUAGGGACAUCUCAUGUUUACCUUAAAUCAGAGGCAACGGAAGUGGCAAUGGCAACACUCACGGUUGUAGAACCAUACUCUAUACGCGUCACUUUAAGACCAUCUAAUAUGAUAAUACGCGGUGAACAAUUUACUGUACACUGUGUUGUAUUCGAUGAGGAUGGGCACCCAUUAACUGCUGGGCCGGAAAUAUCAAUAAGGCUUACAGUGAACGGUGAAGCAGAUGUCCUUUUGAUGAAAUCAACGGAAAACGGAACAAUAACUGACGCUGUGGCCUAUAAUACUGGAGAGUUUACAGUUACAGCUAAAUUAGUUUCGGUAGCUGGUAAAAGUAUGUUUAAAAAUGUUGAAGGUCAAAUAACUGCAAAGGCUGUAGACCCGUUAGCGAUGGUGCCACCAGAAAUGUUUAUAGCAUGGACUGAAUCAAACUUGGAGUUCCCAUUAAAACAUAGCGGCGGUGGUGAAGAACAUGUGACUUGGUCAGAGAGACAAGAUAGCAAUCUCGUGCUGACGCCAGCUGGUUUGCUAACUGUACGUGGCGUUGGACACAUGGAUGUCAGAUUACAUCUCACAAAGUAUCCACAUAUCCAGGCGUCGGGGAGGGUGUGGUCAGCUGUUCCCGAACUCCUGCAAGUGUCGACCUCAGGAACAGCGCGCGUGGCUCGUCCUCAUCAUCUACACAUCAAGCUCACUGGAACUCAUCCGGCUACCGGGGAAUUAUACAACUUUAAUACCUGCAACUGCGCGUCAUUUGCUGUGUCCUUAGUCGAGGGUCCGGAGCCGCAGAAUGUGACGGCUGCUCCUUGGGUAAAACCAAAAGAUGGCGCCUGUUGUGUAGUGGAGUGCACGUUUUUGUUCCGCGGCGUGUCGACGUUGCUUGUGUCCCGUGGUAGGGCUGCCGACACGGCCCGUGUGGCGGUCAGGGCUGCCCCAAGCCUAUUGUGGCCGCACGCCGCCGCUCUGUUGCCUGGCGCUACGAUACCUGUGAUCGGCGAGGGUGAAUCACUAAUUCCUCAGUCGAGUCAGCCGAGGGUCGCUGAACUCAUCGGUCGUGAUGGCGUUCCGCCCCACAAUUAUCCUGAUGCCCAACUGUUCACCCUUAAAUGCCAAAGGAAAGGUGAAGCGUUGGUGGAAUUAUCAUCGUUGCAAGAGGAACGCGAGUCAGUGUCUCUUGAGACGUGGUGCUCGUCGCACGUGACGCGAGUUCGACUCGAUCCUCCGGACACGCAAGGAAAUUGUUCAGGACCGAGGCUGUGGUUGCGUCCCGGGCAAGAAGUGCCCAUAAAGGUGACUCUGUUUGACACAAUAGGAAGACAGCUAUUGGACGAAGAUGGACCGAUUAUGCAAUGGGAUGUACAACCUUAUCAUAUAGGGAUAGGUGUCAAAACCACAGACCGAUUGUUUGUAGAGACAAACAGUAAAUAUGCUCCGGUACCAGUACCUGAUAAAUAUUAUCAACUAGUAGUGGCAACGGAACAGGCUAUAGGAUGGAGCGGUUCUAUAAAAGCCGCAAUUCCUGAUACUUCAGCGACGAUACAAGCCAAAGUUGUUUCUCCCUUGAAAUGCGACCCUAUGAAGGUUCACAUCGCAUGGGAAGGGGAAACCGUGCCUAAUAUAUCAGCCGUCAGCGGCGGCAGCGGAAAAUAUAUAGUCGAAACCCCGAAAGGAGUGACAGCAUCCGUUGAUGAAGGCAGAUUAUCAGCAGUGUUGCCAACGCCGGGUACUUAUGAUCUGACUGUGGCAGAUUCAUGUGUUAGCGGCGAGAAGAACAUUGUUGAGGUCAUUAUAGAAGAGGUUCUGAGUGUGGAGGUAUCAGCCGCGAGGGCUGUGUGUGUCGACAAUUGUAUUCCCAUCAGAGCGCUGGUGAAAGGCGUCUCCCAUAGAUAUCUAGCCACUAGCCGGGAACCAGAUUGGAAGACGGAGGGCGACAUUGUAGUUAGGAAGGGACAACUGUGUGGCCUCAGGGAAGGGGUCGGAAGAGUUAGAGCUUCUUUGGGGGGUGUAUGGAGUCAAUCUGUUGAGGUGUGGGUAUUUCCGUCGCUGGCGAUUGUUCCUGAGAGGUCAAGGAUCGCGGUGGGAGGACGCGUCCACCUCAACCACGCGGGAGGUCCCCCGCGACACCUCGCCUCGCUAUUGUAUACCGGCGGUGGAGAGCACGCGCAGGUUUCUUCGUCUGGUGUGAUACAAGGCUUAUACCCGGGAAGUACUCGAGUCAAGCUCGUGGCAGUUGAUGCUGCCAACGUUGAACUGGCGAGUGCCGAGGCCGAAAUUGAGGUUGUGCCUAUAACCACGCUCCAAGUGCGGGCGGCGACACAAACUUUGUUAGUGGGGUCGCCCGGACCCGUGUGGAUUGAAGCUGCGGGGUUGACAGCGACCGCUCUAUCCUCGCUCCAACCGUUGCCUCGAGUCACUUGGGCAUUACGGGACCCCACCAUGGCCAGGAUAUACACGUCGCAUAUUGACGAUCGAUUGGAGAGGUCGGUUGUUGAAGGACUAUCAAUACGAGUGGUGCCCUUAAAGCCCGGUGUCAUCACACUCGAUGUCAGAGUAAGGAACAUGGGACAAGUCGCUGAAACUCGUUCCUGGGACAGUACCAUCGAGAUUCUUGGUGUAUCAGAUAUCCGCACCUCCAUAGAAGGCUUGAGAGAUAUAAACUCUGGUGAGAUGUUAUCCCUGGCCGUUGGUUCCACCGUUCGUUUGAAGUCAUUACCUAAAGGACGGUGGUCUUCCUAUCAGGAUGGUUGUUUUGAGAUUUUCGACAAUGGUGAUGUGAGGGCUUUGAGACCGGGACACGGAGUCAUCAUCACGACACACAAGGAUGAGAGAAAUAAUAUAGAGAGACAAGCGGUAAUACAUGUUGAGGUCGCCUCCCCCUACUACUGUACAGUCGAGCCGGCGGAGUCUUCGGAAACGUGGGAGUCCUUGAGGGUUGUGACGAGGAGCGUCCUUGGUAGGGAGCUGUUGUCACCCCAGGCCAAUGUCUCCGUGAUGACGUCACUGCCGGCGAGGAUACGUAGGAACUUAAACAGUGCUCGCGGUAGCGAGAUUACUCUCAGUGGUCUAGACUCGAAUGGAGCUUUUAUGAGCUUCGAAAGUUCCUUAGCUGGUGUUACCGUCUCAGACGAGGUCUUCAUACCAGGAUCCGACGCAUACGCCAAUAGGAUAGUGGCGACGGGAGGAUCCGCUUUGUGUAUCGAAGGUUCGGGUUGGACGGUUCCAGCGGGGAUCCAGGCGGUCUCCGGCGCGGGGCUGACACUGGCGGUGCUGAUGUCGGAUGCACCUGCCAUGCACGUUUUGCGACUCGAUCGACCGCCAUCUACCGUCAACAUUCUGCAACUUCCGCUCUCUAAGAUGGAAUUUCUUCCCGGAGAAUGGCCGGCGUCCCUCGUACCUCUCUCCAUCCAAGCGGAGGGACUCACGUCGGGCCCUCUCCUGUGUACUGAAGAACAAAAGUAUGCUCUAGCCGGAGUAGACGUUGAUGUGCCAUUUAACUGUCGAACGGCCGCCCCGUUUGCAGCGCAAGCUGUUCUGGAUAUUCCCAACGGACGACACGGCUGUGCCAUUAUCCCAGGAAAUGAAAUAAACGAGGCAGUCGAGGUGGAGCUGUGUGCCGAGUGGGGCGUUUUGAGCACUUGUACUAAAGUACAGUUGUUGCCGCCGAUACAAUUGUCACAAACACGAAUAUCACUGCUGAAUCCCCCUUCUAUGUUUAUUAUUAAUGGACACCCGAACGCUCUGAAGGCGGUCAAAAUUACACCGUCGCCCGGUCUGAAAGUUGAAACGAAUUCGAGGGAAGGUCAAAUAAGUGUAACGGUUAAAUCCGAAAGUACGACCUGUGGCGUUGGAUGGGUCAACGUUAUAUCGAAAUUAACGUCUCAAGAAAUCAGGGUCGAGGUCGAGAGAGAAUGCGAAAUAGCUUGCGGGACGUUGCUGGGAGUUUUAUUUUCUAUAAUGAAACCCUAUCUAUCAACUCUAGUGACGGUCGCCGUUAUAGCCGUUGGAUAUUUGUAUGUUCAAAAUCAUCUACAGCAAAAAGGUCAGAUACAGUUGCCAAAGCCACCGCAGACUACUCUUCAGACUCCGCUGCCAGAGCCUCGGAGUCGGACGUGGUCGCGGAGUCCCUACGCCUCCAACCCAUCAGCACCCGUGUAUGGUGACACCAGCAUGUUACCAGAUGCGAGCUUCUCGCCGACAUCCACUAGAAUACAUUCAAGACUACUUUAGUGUUUUUUGCAAGUUAAAAUGUGUAACUGUGGAAAAAAAAUAACUGACUUGAAAUGUGAAUUUGUUAGGCAUAUAAGGUAUAGUACAUCAGAUAACUACACUGUCGCUUAAAUGUGCCUGGACCGAGUGAUUUUAAUGAUAAUUAUUGUUAUUUAAAACCCCGAAGUGACGCAAGUAUUAUGUCUAAUUGUAAAGAAAUGUAAAAAUAUUAAGUAAACUGAAUUCGACUAGUCAAUAUAAACGUGACGCAUCUUCAAUUGUCUUUAAGAAAAUAUUCUUAAUGAUUGUACAUUAUAAUUCAAGGAUUAGAUGCUAUCUUCUUCUUUACACUUGCUGAAACUAUUUCAAUUUACAUGGAUAUAUUAUUAACAAUACACGCAUAGCUCUUUAUUUAAUAUCAGAAGACUAAAACCCGGAUAUUUUAAUAAAUCAUUAAAAACAUAUUUAUAAAAUAUCUAUAGUCUUCAAUCUUUGUUUUAUAGAUGUUAAGUUAUUUUUUCAUUGAGAGAUAAUAAAAAUAUUCUUACAAACAACUACAAUUAACAUAAUCCAGAACAUAUAUAUAUACAUUUAUUUAAUGUAGUAAGUAAAUGUAAAAUAUGUGCAGCCCUUUUCCUUGUUCUGAGUUGUUCCAAAUAAUGCUUAUGUAAGGGAAUCAAUAAGAUAACGACUACAAUUUUAAUUGACUUAUUUCGUUCUUGACAUAAUCAAGUAAAUAGAACAACAAUAACUAACUUAGAAUAUUUUUGUGAGUGACUUUAAAGUUUUUAGCUUUUAAUAUAAAAAGUUGUGAUGUUAAUAAAAUAUAUUUUUCAUAA